Molecule: messenger RNA, 820 nt
Organism: Musa acuminata subsp. malaccensis (wild Malaysian banana)
Lineage: Eukaryota; Viridiplantae; Streptophyta; Magnoliopsida; Zingiberales; Musaceae
Source: RefSeq, a predicted model, not a curated record
CGCAAUGCCAGUGCUUUUAGUUGGGGAAAACGUCUCCAGAUCGCAAUUGAAGCUGCACAAGGUCUAGAAUAUUUGCACAAGGGAUGCAAACCACCACUAAUACAUAGGGAUGUGAAGACUGCAAAUAUCCUUUUGAGUGAACAGCUAGAGGCAAAGAUUGCAGAUUUUGGACUGUCCAAGGCUAUCCAAAAUGAUGUUACUAAUGUGCCCACGGCAGUGGUUGGCACACCCGGAUACCUUGAUCCAGAUUAUUACAUCUCCGGCCAACUCAGUGAGAAGAGUGACGUGUACGGAUUUGGGGUGAUCCUGUUGGAGCUCAUCACAGCUGAGCCGCCAAUUCUUAUAGGCAGACAGAAUGCUCAUAUAGUUCAACGGGUGCGCGAAAGGCUUGCCAACGGGAAUAUCGAGGAUGUCGUUGAUUCCAAGCUGCAGGGGGAGUACGACGUGAAUUCGGUGUGGAAGGUUGCUGAUAUAGCAUUUAGGUGCACGGCACAAGCCUCCCACCAGAGACCCACCAUGACGGAAGUUGUAGCGGAGCUGAAGGAGAGCUUGGCACUGGAAUGCCCUCGUGAUACCAUGGGCAAUAGUAACAUCUACGCAGAAACCAACGAGGCGAGCCAGAAUACCGCUAUAGAAAUGGAACGAUUUGUGGAGUUCUCUCCAUCAGCAAGAUAGAACCAUGGGCUGUGUGGGAUGAUGUGUACUUCUACGUUCAAUUGAGCUCUAAUUUUGUCUUAGAGACUGAUAUGUACUAUAAUGUUGUGCUUUGAUGAGUGUACGGUAAACACUAAGCUAAAUAAGUUCUGGGUGAAUUUUGGAU